This is a messenger RNA of Orbicella faveolata, 714 nucleotides long. RefSeq names its product cytochrome c oxidase subunit 7A2-like, mitochondrial. NCBI's taxonomy places the organism in Eukaryota, Metazoa, Cnidaria, Anthozoa, Scleractinia, Merulinidae. The record is from RefSeq and is a predicted model, not a curated record. Gene Ontology annotation, cellular component: respiratory chain complex IV. Gene Ontology annotation, biological process: mitochondrial respirasome assembly; mitochondrial electron transport, cytochrome c to oxygen; regulation of oxidative phosphorylation.
CACAAUUAGUUCCCUUGGACGCCAUCUUGCAUUUUGCUGAUGUUCUACAAACAGGGUUCUUUUGCGGGCAGAAUCGUGCCCACUGAAGCUAGUGCUGCUUAUCAACCUCAGGGACUUGGAGGCUUAAGAGAGGUCAAAGGACCAGUUAUUGAAGUGCCAAUGUCUUCAUCUGCUGCGGAUACGUCUCCAAACACAGUUCGAUACUGGCAGGAAACUUUCAAGAAAUCUAAAGCCCCAGUAUACCUACUGAAGGGCUCCAGAGAUGUGAUCAUAUACAGGGGCCUUAUGGGCACUGGUUUAGUGGGACUAGGCUAUGUCGCCUACACCAUCUACAUGAUGGCAACUGGGAAAAUGAAAAAACAGGAGAAAUCAUAGUGAAGGGGAUUCUGUGUUCUUCUUUUCAUCAGUUUUGGAAGAACUGUCAUAUUUGCUUUGAAUAGUCUAAGUUAGUUGCUGGAAGCUUCAUUGUAUAACACUGGUGCCUUAUAUUAGUCGUCAUGGUACUACCAGGGUCUGUAAAGCUAAUGAAUUGCGAUUUUUAUAAUACCAGUAAAUUGUUGAAUACAAAUGCAUGUACUGUUGUUAUUUGGAAAUAUUUGACCACGUAAGAAAACCUCGGGUUUUCAAGAAAUGUUAUUAAUGAUUAAGUACUUUUGUAUUGCAUAUACUCUGCCUUAUUAGUUAUUCCAAUAAAUUGUCAUCUUUGAUCCCACG